Striga asiatica is the source of this 1220-nucleotide messenger RNA. NCBI's taxonomy places the organism in Eukaryota, Viridiplantae, Streptophyta, Magnoliopsida, Lamiales, Orobanchaceae. The record is from the annotation of a GenBank genome assembly.
GGACUCUUAUCUUUGAAACGCAACCAGUUCGACUCAUAUAAUGGCAGCUCAGCUUUCCGGUGGGCUGGCCCCAUUGUUGGUGGAAAGAAUUUCAAACGGAAUGAGUGCUCGAAAAUAAGCAGCACUUUGGACGUUGACUCUGAAGAUUUUGAUUGGGUAGAAUUGGAAUCUGAUCUUAAUUAUUGGACGAAAGCAAUACGCCCAGUUCAGUGGUAUCCUGGUCACAUUGCCAAAACUGAAAAGGAGCUCAAGGACCAGCUAAAAUUGAUGGAUGUUGUGAUUGAAGUUCGAGACGCUAGGAUACCGAUGUCCACUACCCAUCCGCUGAUGGAUUUGUGGCUGGGAAAUAGGAAGAGGAUUAUUGUUUUAAAUCGCGAAGACAUGAUUUCUAUAGCUGACCGAAAUGCUUGGGCUAGCUACUAUGCCAGGCUGGGAACAAAAGUGGUUUUCUCAAAUGGACAACUGGGAAUGGGGACCAUGAAGCUAAGCAGGUUAGCCAAGGAAUUGGCAGGUGAUGUAAACAUCAAGCGCAAAUCCAGAGGAUUGCUUCCUCGUCCUCGUCGAAUGUGUCCCGCAGCUCCAAGACCAGGUGUCACAAGAGAGCUAAAGUGGAUUCGUUUCGGGACAGACUUAGAAUUGCUGGAUUCUCCUGGGAUAAUCCCGAUGAGGAUCAAUGAUCAGUCUGCAGCUAUUAAACUUGCCAUAUGUGACGACAUUGGCGAGAGAGCGUAUGAUUUUUCUGAUGUAGCAGGGAUUCUUGUGCAGAUUUUGGCACGGCUUCCGGCAGUCGGUAAUCAAGCUCUUCAACGCCGCUACAAGAUUGAUACUGAUGGUCAGAUUGGGAAAAUAUUUGUUCAGAAGCUCGCUCUUCGACUAUUCAAUGGGGACACUCACCAAGCAGCAUUUCGUAUCUUGUCGGAUUUUCGUAAAGGAAAAUUCGGUUGGGUAGCCAUAGAGAGGCCUCCUAAAGUAUAGUACCAGAUAUACUUCGAAUUUACAAUGUUAUAAAUGAUAUGUUACUUUUUCUAGUUUAUGUGAUGUAUAAUAUAAUAUAAUAUGAAGCAUGUAUUUAUAUUUUUGCAUGUCUGUGGCUCAUUUGGAUACACGAGUCCUAAUUUGAACCCACUCACUUACAAAACGAGUUCAAGUCUGCUGGGUCUUGAAGAAGCCUUUUGGGGUACAAUACAAAUGUGUAUCACGCCUAAGAUUGAAAAAAAUUG